This is a messenger RNA of Talaromyces proteolyticus, 717 nucleotides long. RefSeq lists its product as uncharacterized. The transcript has a single exon. The coding region runs from base 1 to 717 and encodes 238 amino acids. Lineage: Eukaryota; Fungi; Ascomycota; Eurotiomycetes; Eurotiales; Trichocomaceae. The record is from RefSeq and is a predicted model, not a curated record.
AUGGUCUGUGCCUCUUUCUUAAUUUCAAGCCCGUCACAUCUCUCGAAGGAUAUUAACCUGUCACCACAUCAAGACAUUUUUGAGUCUCACCCACUUCCCGCGCUACAAAGCGCCCUAAUCGAAUAUUACAGCCAAAGAAUUAAAUAUCACGCGCAAGAACUUGCUUGUGUCGAGAAGGGGAAAACAGACAUGGAAUUCUUCAAAUUUGACAAGUGCGGGGAUGUCAUUUCUGGCCGGCGGAGUGUUCACCAGUUUGUGAAUCUUGUCGAUAAAUUGUCUUACUCAACAGACUUUUACUCGGGACUAAAAGCUAAGCUUACAAGCAAGGAGCUUUUCCGUAUCGUAGAACAACUGGCACAUAUCCUAAGGCCAAUACAAGGUGCAGAAGCUUUUUGUCAUGUCGCACAGCAAUGCCUUGGUUUUGGCAAUAUCAAGGUCAUUUUGUUAAACAGUCUUGCAUCAAGGAAAGUCAAGGCAUGGCCGUUACCUAAGGAAGACUUUCCUGUCACACGAAGAAUGGAAGUGAGAAUCAGCAACAAAAAUCAAAAGCGCAAGAAUGUCCAUGCGGAGAUGAGAUUAAUGACCUAUCUUCUUGGCUUCGAAGUCGCCAAUUCAAAUAUCUCCCCGUAUUUUCCGUAUUUGGGAGUCAGCAAGAGAACUUGCCCUUCUUUGCGGGCACAUGCUUCAAGAGAUGGGCCAAUUCGAAACUCGAGGUAA